Molecule: messenger RNA, 2212 nt
Organism: Labeo rohita (rohu)
Lineage: Eukaryota; Metazoa; Chordata; Actinopteri; Cypriniformes; Cyprinidae
Gene: thap11
Product: THAP domain containing 11
Exons: 1
Coding region: 122-880 (252 amino acids)
Biological process (GO): regulation of transcription by RNA polymerase II
Cellular component (GO): nucleoplasm
Molecular function (GO): RNA polymerase II cis-regulatory region sequence-specific DNA binding
Source: RefSeq, a predicted model, not a curated record
GACGUGUAGUUCCGCUUGUAGGCCGCUGGUCUGGAUAACAGCACACGAAGGAACCAAACAAAACAAAAUUAGGGAAACUUCCAAGGGACUGCAGUAAUACUGGUGCAUAUUUUACACAAUAAUGCCCGGCUUUACUUGCUGCGUGCCCGGAUGCUACAAUAACUCACAUCGGGAUCGCGAUUUGCGAUUCUACACCUUUCCGAAGGAUCCCACUCAGCGAGAGAUAUGGCUGAAGAACAUUUCGCGGGCCGGGGUGAGCGGCUGCUUCAGCACUUUCCAGCCCACCACGGGCCACCGGGUCUGCAGCGUGCACUUUCCCGGCGGCAGGAAAACCUACACCAUUCGCGUCCCGACCCUCUUCCCUCUGCGCGGGGUGAACGAGAGGAAGAGCAGGCGAGGUAGGAGCAGGAAGGUCUCCGCGGUCGUGCCCAUCAUCACCAGCGUCGUUUCCACGGCUAAUGAGUCAGCGGCAGUGGACGAAGAGGGGGACACCGAGAACGCCACCGUGGUGCAGAUAGGUCAGAACGGCCAGUACAUCGCGCCCGUGGACCUCACGUCUACAGGAGACGGCUCCUGCCUCGCAGCGAUGGUCUCGGACUCAGGCGGAAACCUGUCGGGGGGCAGCGCAUCUUGCCCCGUAGCCGACCUCGCACUGUGCGGGGUGGAUCACUCGUACUCGCUAACCACAGGCACAACGUCCGCUGAACUGCUGAGGAAGCUGAACGAGCAGCGGGACAUCAUCGCGCUGAUGGAGAUCAAAAUGAAGGAGAUGAAGAACACCAUCCGACAGCUGCGCGUCAACGAGGCACGGCUGCAGGAGGAGCUGCGGGAGCGGGACCGUCUGAUCUCCGCCAACACCAUUAUUAAGAGAAAACUCUGACGAACAACGCAAAGAAACGAUGGACUUAAGACGCAAAGGACGGUCUGUGUUUGGUGCUUCUGUAAGACAAGGCGACGACAAUUAAGUAUCAUUGUAGUUCUCAUUUACACUUUCUCCAGAACUGGUAGAUAGGCUGUGUGUGUUAGAGCGCAGAUACAGGAGUUCAGCCUGUAUGCACAAGCUGUCGGGCACAGCGCUACACGGGGACUGAGAUGAGUUCAGCAGACUGGUCCUUCUCAUUUUAUAUUUAAUGAUACACGUUUGUGCUGUUUGUGUGUUGAAGACAGCAGACCCAAGAUCUGCUACACUUCAUAACCAUGUUACAUGCACACAGAGACUGCUUCAUAAGUGUGUAAACAACUGCUUAUUAUUUGGAGUUUCUUUCUUUUUUUUUAAUAUCCAAGUGCAGAUCAGAGCUUCUGCUCCAGAUGAACUGUUCUUUACAUGCAGGUUAAUGCAGUUAGAAAAGAUGACUGGUUUGAAGUAAACUGUUUUUGAACUAUAAAUUGUGGGACUCUUUUUGUGGUGUGGUAUUUAAACAAAUGAUUUAGUUCUGAAUCUCUUUUUGUAAGAUUCUUUACCACACAAGUUACAAAUAUAUUGUGCACUAUAAAAAGCUGUUUCUUUUCUAUUUGAAGCCUUGUGGCAUCACAUUUAUUCUUGGAAGCUUCAUUUUAAUGAAUUGUGACCUUGGACCACAAAACCAGUCAUAAGGGUCAAUUUUUUGAAAUCGAGAUUUAUGCAUCAUCUGAAAGUUGAAUAAAUAAGCUUUCCAUUGAUGCAUGGUUUGUUAGGAUAGGCUGAGAUACAACUACUUAAAUCUGUAUUUCUAAAAUUUCUAAAAUAUCUUCAUGGAACAUGAUCUUUACUUAAUAUACUAAUGAUUUUUGGCAUAUAAGAAAAAUCAAUAAUUCUGACCCAUACAAUGUAUUGUUGGCUAUUACUACAAAUAUACCCGUGCUACUUAUGACUGCUUUUGUGGUCCAGGGUCACAGCUGUCUUCAGUAAAGCAUCUUUAAAGGAUUAGUUUACUUCCAGAACAAAUUUACUGAUAAUUUACUCCAUAUAGUGCCCACGAAUUUGAACUUCCAAAAUGCAGCUUACAUGCAGCUUCAAAGGACUCUAAACAAUCCCAGCCAUGGAAGAAAGUAAUAACUAGCGAUCGGUUAUUUAAAAAACUUCAAUCACUGUUUUACCUUUUUUUUUGUAAAGGAAAAAAAAGCAUGUUCACUUUGUAAACACUGGGUCGUUAAUUCUGCAGUGAUGUAGGAUGAUUUUGAAGGAGGAGAAAAUAAGAUGGGAGUUUUUUGACCUAACCUAACUGUCUUGAAU